AGCACCAGUUGCUUUUCUCCAUCCGUGGGCGCGAUGUUUUCUACAGGACUUUUGGAUACCUCUCUGAAUAUCCACAGGCAGUUCAAACCGUGAGCUUUGCAUUGCUUUCGCGUUUUUCUUUCAACCUCUUGGACUAUAAUCGAUUUUUUUUUCUCCACUUUUUGUCUAAUGUGGAUGUUUACUUGCACAUCUAGUAUACAUUAUUGCAAAACAAAAAGCGGUCCUGUAUAUGAAAGAGAGCGAUGCUUAAACCUUUGCAGCUGAUGCGUUUUCCAUAAGUUUACAUUAUUCGGGAAAAACAAGACUUGGGCUCGAUUAUAAGUUUGGAUGUGAAGGCAAACGGAGGAACACAAUGGCGAGCGAUCUGAAGCCUCGGUUGUGCGUGAUGAAGAAAGAAGAGAACGGCUACGGCUUUCAUCUGCACGGCGAGAAAGGCAAAACCGGACAGUACAUACGGAAAGUGGAGCGCGCGUCCCCGGCCGAAGCGGCGGGGCUGCGCGCGGGUGACCGUGUGGUGGAGGUGAACGGCGUGAACGUGGAAAAAGAAACGCACCAUCAGGUGGUGCAGCGGAUCAAGGCUGUGGAACAUGAAACCAGACUGCUGGUGGUUGACCGAGAAGCGGACGAGUAUUUCCGCAGUUUACGUCUCGCGUGUAUGGAGGAGAUGGCCAUCAGAACGAGCCCUGCAGCCCCUUCACCCUCCACCAGUAAACAAGGCAAUGGAUCCGUGUCCAAACGCACCGAGAUAUCCAAACCCAUCAGGAAAGCUCCAUCACGGGCUACGAAGAAGGUUCAGCCAUCAUCAGACUCCUCACGCAGAGAUCCAUCUGAGCUUCUGCCGAGACUGUGUCUCCUCGUCCGGUCCGAGACGGGUUACGGCUUUAACCUGCACAGCGAGAGGUCAAGACCGGGUCAGUACAUGCGGGCCCUGGACCCCGGCUCACCCGCAGACCGCGCUGGACUCAAACCGCAGGACAGACUCAUAGAGGUAAAUGGUGUAAACAUUGAAGGUAUGAGACACGCUGAAGUUGUGGCCUUCAUCAAGAACGGAGGGAACGAGACGCGUUUGCUGGUGGUGGAUCCAGAUACAGACGAACAUUUUAAGAAGAUGGGCAUCACCCCCACCAGCAUUCAUGUCAAAGAUUUCGAUGAGUCCAUUACAAACGGCUCCUCGAGCCCUCACGUGAACGGCAUGUCCUCAAGGUCGACACACUCUGACACCAGCAGUCAAGACGUGAACACACAGAUCUCGAGGGACAGCAGCAGUCACACCCUCGACCCGUUUGAGGAAAUGGGUCUGUGCCUGAGCCCCACGGCAGCGGAGGCGAAGGAGAAAGCUUACGCCAAGCGCGCUAAAAAAAGAGCUCCGCAGAUGGACUGGAACAAGAAACACGAGAUUUUCAGCAAUUUCUGAAUCGUGAAAAGACACGCGAACAUAAACACGCACUUGCUGAUGUGUGAUGCCCUGGACACCCGACUGCUUUUGACGGAAAAGACUAUUUUUGUAGAAAAGAGAAAACUUUCAUCAUAAAAAGAACAAUUCACCAGUGGAGAAGACAUGAGCUACGCUAUAUCUUUAAACAACAUAUGAAAAAGCAAAACCUGGCCUGUCUUCCUCAUUUUGUUUUCAUUCAUUUGACUUAAAAAUCGUGCAUUAACAAUAACGCCAAAAAAUUUACAUUUGGAUUACGAUACUUGGACAAACCAAACCGUUUGGACGCUGUUAGGUCAAUGGGACACAAUCCAAUAUUCCAUAUAGAAUGACCAAUUGAAUGAAGCUUUUUUAUGUUGUAGGUUUUAUGAAUCAUUACUUAUGAAGGAAUCUUUGCCAAAGACACAAGCCGAUCUGCCCAUGUUUUAGCCCUAAGGAUUGUUUUAUUCGAAGCGAUCAAGGGAAGUACCACUCGUAUAGUGCUGUGGAAUUAUUGAGCUUUCAGAAAGGAAGAAAACUGGAAAAACAAGCAAGACGGUUCACUUCUUCAACACUAGAGGGCGCUGUUGGUGGACUUUUGCUCUUCGUUGUGACAGAAGCGCAUGGAUGGAGUUUAGCAGAUUUUUAUCGCAACCAACAGAGGGACCCAAACCGUUGACAGUGCUAUAAAACUGGGAUUUAUGAGAUGAAAGAGGGGUUAUGAAGUUAUACCCAGUGUGAGAUGUGUUGAAAACCUGACAGACAGUUAGCAUGCUAGAAAAGUGGAAUCAAAAGCAAUCAAACUCAUUGUAAAACAAAAAUGCAUCUACACAUGCACAAGUUAUAGAUGUUGGAAAAAGUAUUGAUGCUGUGAGAAUGAAUUAGAUGUACACAAUACACAACCCACUCAUCUCAUGAAUGUUUAACACGGGUCGAUUGAAUAAGACCACCACUUAGUAUCUGACCCCCCUAUUGGUGGAGUCCAAAAAUCAAGGUCAAUAAUGCAGACAAUCCGAGUGCUAUAUACAUUUACAGCACGCAUUAUGUGAUAUGUUAACAUUAGCAUUACUUUCAUUUCCCUAAAUAAUUCAUGAUACAUUCCAUGUUUGUAAUGUAGUAUUAAUGUAGUCAAGUAGUUUUUGUUUCAGCGUUUCCUUUUCGUUCCCCCGGUGCUGACAUUGAGCACAAUGGGAAAUCAUUUACUAUCAGAAUAUAUGAGUAUUAUUUUUAUCAAUAAAGUGUGAU
Messenger RNA from Triplophysa rosa, 2656 nucleotides. RefSeq names its product Na(+)/H(+) exchange regulatory cofactor NHE-RF2. The coding region runs from base 353 to 1414 and encodes 353 amino acids. Gene Ontology annotation, biological process: protein localization to plasma membrane. Gene Ontology annotation, cellular component: apical plasma membrane. The transcript is spliced from 6 exons. Gene Ontology annotation, molecular function: protein-membrane adaptor activity; signaling receptor binding. The record is from RefSeq and is a predicted model, not a curated record. NCBI's taxonomy places the organism in Eukaryota, Metazoa, Chordata, Actinopteri, Cypriniformes, Nemacheilidae.